Messenger RNA from Penicillium verrucosum, 1068 nucleotides. Its product is annotated as ditrans,polycis-polyprenyl diphosphate synthase. Gene Ontology annotation, molecular function: ditrans,polycis-polyprenyl diphosphate synthase [(2E,6E)-farnesyl diphosphate specific] activity. The transcript has 2 exons. The record is from RefSeq and is a predicted model, not a curated record. Bases 1 to 1068 code for a protein of 355 amino acids. Gene Ontology annotation, cellular component: dehydrodolichyl diphosphate synthase complex; endoplasmic reticulum membrane. Lineage: Eukaryota; Fungi; Ascomycota; Eurotiomycetes; Eurotiales; Aspergillaceae.
AUGGUCUCCCAACGAGAUCGCGAGAUCCUACGCGAUGACCUACGCGCCCGCGGUACAAAACUCAGCGUAGAAGAGCGCGAAGCCCUCCUCAAGAGCUAUCUCCCCGAGCCCACCGAGCUACCACAGAAACCAGCGCAAUCGACUGCCAACGAGCGUCGCAAGACCCGCAAAACGCCCGUCCGGUCAUUCCUCAAGUCGCAAUUACACUACCUCACCUAUGCCAUCACACAUAUCAUCUUCGGCAUCGUUGUCCGUCUCCUGCAGGCUUACCACGCUGUCGUCGACCGCAUUUUCGCAAUCGUCUAUCACCACCACCGCACCCCCGAGCUGAUCCGGAAAGAUGUGAAGAAUCUCAAGCGCUUACCGCAGCAUCUGAGUACUAUUCUCACACUGCGGAAGGAAGAUGACGCCCUUGCGGUGUUGAUGGAUGAGGUUGCUGAAUUGGCGGCCUGGAGUUCGUGCUCCGGGAUUUCCCAGCUCAGUGUAUAUGAGAAGUCUGGUGUCCUGAAAUCAUGCAUCCCAGCCCUCCACCAAAUAAUCACCACCAAACUCGCCUCUUACUACGGCACUCCAAGCCACCAACCACUUCUCCAACUCUACGCCCCUCACCACCCAGUCCACCGCAGUGCACCCAUUUCCAAAAACACCGACAACACUACCAAACCCCAAACCCUGACAAUCCUCCUCCUCUCCUCAACGGACGGCCGCGAGACUCUUGUCGACUUAACCAAGACCUUAGCGGAGAUGAGCCAGAAUGGCAAGCUUUCCCCGGAGGAUAUCACCCCGGAAUUGGUCGACGCGGAGAUUAGCGAGAUCACUACGCAGCCAUUAUCUAUGGAUCCCACGUUGCCGGAUACGGUGCUGAAACCUGAGCCAGAUCUGUUGCUUGUUUUUGGUCCGUUCCUUAAGCUCGAUGGGUAUCCGCCGUGGCAGUUAAGGUUGACGGAGAUGUAUUGUACUGGUGGACGCAGUCAUGGACUUAGUGGGGAUGGAGAGGCUGUGGAGUAUCAAGGGUAUAUGCGUGGUCUUUGGCACUUUGCUGGAGCCCAGAUGAGGUUUGGUAGGUAG